Neoarius graeffei (lesser salmon catfish) is the source of this 1404-nucleotide messenger RNA. Its product is annotated as zinc finger BED domain-containing protein 5-like. The coding region runs from base 1 to 1404 and encodes 467 amino acids. The record is from RefSeq and is a predicted model, not a curated record. Lineage: Eukaryota; Metazoa; Chordata; Actinopteri; Siluriformes; Ariidae. The transcript has a single exon.
AUGAUAGACAAAAAAGCAGCAAAGACAUUCAAGAAAGUUCCCCUGUCAAACAACACCGUGGCCCGUCGGAUUGAUGAUAUGGCUCUUGAUAUUGUGGGACAAGUCGUGGGCAAAAUAAAACAAGCCGGUCAGUUCGCUUUGCAGCUGGAUGAAAUGACGGAUGUGAGUGGAGAAGCGCAGCUCCUGGCCUUCGUUCGUUACAAAGAUGUGUCGGACAUAAACGAGCAUAUUUUGUUUUGCAAAAGACUGCCAGGAAAGACAACCGGGGAAAAAAUGUUCCAGGUUAUUGACAGUUUUUUCAAAGAACACGAUAUACAGUGGAAACAAUGCAGCCACAUCUGUACUGAUGGUGCGGCUGCAAUGACGGGGAGCGUGAAGGGACUGUUCGGACAAGUGAAAAAGGUAAACCCCGACAUUAAAUGGAUGCACUGUAUUAUUCAUCGGGAAGCUCUGGCUAGUAAGAGAAUGAGCCCUGAUCUAAAUGCUGUUAUGGAUGACGCUGUGAAGAUGAUAAACUUCAUCCAGUCCCGGCCACUGAAUCACAGACUGUUCGAAACUCUUUGCCAUGAGAGCGGCGCGCAACACGACCAGCUACUGCUUCACACAGAUGUCUACUGGCUGUCUCGUGGAAAAACGCUACUGAGGCUUUAUGAACUUCGCAGUGAAGUUUUUGCGUUUUUGAAGGAGCAGCUGCACCCUCUUGCUGUGGUGUUUGAGGAUGCCAAUUGGGUGGCACGCCUGGCAUAUCUCGCUGAUGUGUUUACCAAACUCAACGAGCUCAACCUCUCACUCCAGGGCAAGGAGUCACACAUCCUGAGGAUGUACGAGAAAGUGGAAGGGUUCACAAAAAAGCUCAAUCUGUGGCAAAAGAAAUGUGAGGAGGGUGAUGUGAGCCAUUUCCCAUUACUUCAUGCACAUCUUGCCACUACUGAUGUCACCAGGGCUCCAGUGGUGAAACAGGUGGAAGAACAUCUAUCCAAACUCAACUCAGACUUUAACCAGUACUUUCAGGAUAUUGACAAAAAGUCAGAAAGCCUGGAUUGGGUGAGGGACCCAUUCACUGCAACUGAGAGCAGCAACAAGCUUCCUGCAAGGCUGCAGGAGCAGCUGCUGGAUGUGUCUCCUGACCGGGGCCUGAAAGUGGCACAUAGAGAAAAGACAUUGACAGUGUUUUCGUGUAAUGUGGAGAAGGAAUAUCCUGAAUUGGGAAAACAUGCACUGAUUGAACUUUUACCUUUUGGAUCAACAUAUAUGUGUGAGGUGACAUUCUCAGCUCUGACACACAUAAAAACAAAUAAGAGGAACAGGCUGGAUGUGGAGAACAGCCUGCUAGCAGCUGUUUCCACACUGUCCCCAGAUCUAGCAAAGCUGAUGAAAGACAAGCAAGCUCAAGUGUCCCACUAA